UGUUAACAGGAGCAUAUCUUGCCUGCAUCCGCAUCAACCGCUUCAACAUACCGAAAGGCCGAAUGUUGGAGGAUUAACAGGGCUUUACUCCGUCCCCCGCACUGGCGCCCGUUGAAGAUGCAGGGACUCUAGUAGUCCCAUGUGUGAAAUAGGUGUCUCAGCCCCCAUGUGCAAUCGAUCUUCCAUCCCCCUCCAUUUAAUUACUGUCCACCAAGAAGCGAAUGAAGUGGAAUACCUAUAAUUCACGUUAUAUCUCUUCAUCUCGCCAAUACCUCACUCUAAGUGGUAGCUCUACGCUCUUCUUACAGUAGUAGUCAUGGCGGAAGAAGGAUCGUGGACGUCUCGCCCUGUAGCGUCCCCACCUGCUAAUUCCCCACCCGCGGCAUCUCCACCCGCUGCCGCCGCCGCUCCACAAGAUUUCGAGAAUGAGCAUCUUCCCAUUGUCGGUGCCUUCGUAUUAUAGUUCUAUGUGCUGUAGCUCAGGCUGACCGAUCAAGGAAUCCGACGAGAGCGAUAUUGAUUCUGGCUUUGGCAGUGACAUCGCCAGUUCCACAACCUCGAUACGGGACAGCAUUAGGGAUUAUCGUGUCUUGAACGGCAGGACAUACCAUAAUUUCAAUGACACAAAAUACUGGGGUCCCAACGAUGAAGACGCCAAUGAGGCGAUGGACAUUGGCCACCAACUGUUCACCCUCCUCUUCGACGGCCGGCUAUUUCUAGCGCCCAUUGGCGACAACCCGCAGAAGGCAAUCGAUAUCGGUACAGGCACAGGCAUCUGGGCCAUCGAUUUCGCAGACCAAUUCCCCUCCGCGGAGGUCAUUGGCACUGAUCUGUCUCCUACCCAGCCCUCGUUCGUACCGCCGAACCUGCACUUCGAGCUCGACGAUGCGCAGCUAGACUGGACGUUCAACGAUGGCACAUUCGACUACGUGCACUUACGCUGUCUCUUCGGGGCCAUUUCCGACUGGCCCAAGUUGUAUGGUGAUGCGUUCCGCACGCUAAAACCAGGUGGCUGGAUUGAGCAGGUCGAAAUCAAUGUUCAGAUAGUCUCGGACGAUGGAACUGUUGGCGAAGACCACAUCUUGACAGGAUGGGCUAAGCCGUUCUUCAAGGCUGGCGACCUCCUCGGAAAGUCUAUCCGGACUCUAGACCAAACUAAAGAGCUGAUGGAGAAUGCGGGGUUUACGAAUGUGGUGCAACGGAACUAUAAAGUUCCCAUUGGAGCAUGGAGUAGUGACCCCAAAUUGAAGGAGGUGGGAAGGUGGAGCCUGCUGUUCUGUCUAUCGGGGAUGGAGAGCUGGGCGAUGUACAUGUUGACAGCUGUGCUGGAGUGGAAGCUGGAAGAUGUCCAGGUGUACUUGGCGCAGGUAAAGGCGGCAUUUCUAGACAGGAAGAAUCAUGGAUACUAUGUGGUUGGCGCUGUAUAUGGCCAGAAGCCGCUGUAAAAUCCCUUAUUAAUUUUAAGAAGCUAACAGAUACACUGCAACUAUUGAGGAUGGUAUUCCAAAGGAUGGGGGGGGGGCCGGUUAUUGCUAAGGACCGUUGUCUGGAGACUGAUAGAGAGUAGCAAAUGAACAUAUUGUAGCUACUAUAUUUAUCCUAUUGGCUUGGGUAGUGCCACUUAUGAC
Messenger RNA from Pseudogymnoascus verrucosus, 1628 nucleotides. RefSeq lists its product as uncharacterized. Bases 666 to 1445 code for a protein of 259 amino acids. NCBI's taxonomy places the organism in Eukaryota, Fungi, Ascomycota, Leotiomycetes, Thelebolales, Thelebolaceae. Gene Ontology annotation, molecular function: methyltransferase activity. The record is from RefSeq and is a predicted model, not a curated record. The transcript has 3 exons.